AUGUGGCAAGUGGGCCAGCCACCAUUGCUAUCUUUGUGCAAACUGCUACUGCAAGGACCACGUUAUAAAGGAGAAAUGAUUAAAGUUCGCGAUAUGGAUAGGGAAAACUAUGAGUUUAUGAUGAGAUUACUAAACACUCCUGAAUUUGCGAAUUCGGUCGUGAGGGAGGAGCUUAUGACGGCUAAUGCAAUGAGAGUUUUGUGGGUAUGUCAUGGACACUUUGUGAGGAAUGAUGGAGGGGAAGAGGAAAUUAAACCGGAGAGAAAUGAAGAGAAGAUGGACUUGGAUCCCUCUCUCCCUCAUGAGGGUGUUUCAACAGAAGUGGCAGUCGAUCCUGUUUUGCUUAUCCCAGAGUCUUUGCUUCAGUGGUAG
Messenger RNA from Rodentolepis nana, 372 nucleotides. The record is from the annotation of a GenBank genome assembly. Lineage: Eukaryota; Metazoa; Platyhelminthes; Cestoda; Cyclophyllidea; Hymenolepididae.